Messenger RNA from Blepharisma stoltei, 1542 nucleotides. Lineage: Eukaryota; Ciliophora; Heterotrichea; Heterotrichida; Blepharismidae. The record is from the annotation of a GenBank genome assembly.
AUGCAUAAUGAAUUCAUAAACUUAAAUAUGAAAAACUACUACAGCCGAGGCAAGCGAGAAGAGAUGGAAAACAAGCUAAGGCAAGAACAGAAAAAAUUUGAAACCAUGAUGCAGCAAGCAAGAAAUAGACAAAAAGAAUUAAUCAAAGAAACAAACGAAAUUAGAAGGUAAUUUUAAAGCAGCAUUUCUAAAGUUGCUGCAGCACAAAUCAGGCUGCAAGAAGUACAGAGGCAAGAAGAAGAGAGACGAAAAAGAAAGGAUCACAGAGAUGCUUAUAUUAGCUAUCUUAGAGGCAACAACAGAGGCUGCUCUAGAGAAAGAGAAAUUUCUGCUUUAGAUCUCCAAAUUGUUGAGCCUCCUAAAGAAAAAACCAAAAUUCCAGCGCCAAAUCAUAAUCAGCCAGUUGAAUGCAGGAUAAACACCCCAAAUACCAAAAUUCCUCGUUUUCUUUCAAAUUUGAAAGAAGAUAAGCCAUUAUGAAGUAAAGGAGAUUUACUUGAUAGUCUUGAUUUAUCAAAUACAAAUUUAAAUAAAAAACCCAAAAAAGAAGAAUUUGAAGAUUUAAAUAAGCCUGAAUGAAAUCCUACUGAAAAGGAAAACUGGCUUGAACAAAAUAUAAGGGAAAGUAUCAGAGAAUGAGCCCCAACAAAAGAAAUGAAGAUUAUUAGUGAAGAAGAGGAAAAACCAGAAAAAAUAGAAAACAUCAAGCCUACUAAAAGAGUCACCAAAGUACUCUCUGUGAAAAGACAGACAAACCAGAAUAAUCAGAUAAAUGCGAUAGAGAACCAGGAAAAAGUUACAGAAAAGCCAAAGUCAAAAUUUGUGUCAAGAAUAAAAUCAAUUGGGAACAAUGAUCCAGAUACAGAGUUUUUAAAUGUUGAAUUGGAGUGUGUAAAUGAAGCAGAAAAUAAAAUUGAAGAGUCUUUAGCAAGGCUUGAUAUAAAAGCUUUAAAAGUAAAGUGCAAAAGUGAAGUGGCAGAUCUCAACCAAGAAGUCGAAAAACUAGAAGGGUCAAUAGAGAAGCUGAAUCUUCAAAUGGAUAAUAAAAAAGAAAUAAAAAAAGCAGAAGUGCCUGCACAAGAGCAGCCUGUCCAGAAAGUUGAAUUUAAGCCAAUUGCUAAGAAAGAUAAAAACGAGCCCGCAAAAAUGACAUAUAAUUCUAGAUAUGAACAAAUUAACGAAAAUGAAGGAUCUGAUAGCUUGUCAAGAUUUGGAAUCGAUGAUACAAGGUCGAUAUAUAGCGCUCAUCCAUACCCAAGGAAAAGACUUAUUGAUGAAGAUGAGCGCUCUAUGGUCAGUGCAAUCCCAGGGAAAGCUGAGCCUAGCGAGUAUGGCGCUUAUUCUGUGUUUGGAGAAGAAACUAAGUCAAAUAGAUCUAAAAAAUAUUCAAUAGUCCAUAGAAAGCAGUCCCAACAAAAACUAUUCUCAAAGGAUGCAGAAACAGAUAUAGCAAGUGAACAAUCUGAAACAAAAACAGUACAAGGAGACGUUGUAAGAAUCAACCCAAAUAUAGAUGUUAGAGCUUUGUUUUUCGAUGAUUAA